Drosophila bipectinata is the source of this 1660-nucleotide messenger RNA. RefSeq lists its product as uncharacterized. Lineage: Eukaryota; Metazoa; Arthropoda; Insecta; Diptera; Drosophilidae. The record is from RefSeq and is a predicted model, not a curated record.
GGGGGAGAGAGCGCCGCCGAUUCGAGUGCCUAGCCAUCAGAGCGGGAGAUACGAUUUGUGGGCCACAUUCGCCGAUAAAACGUCAACCUGUCUCCACGUCAACCUGUUGCUCUCCGUGGAGGCAACAACAACAGCAGUAGCGUUCACGAAUUUCUGGAACGAGUCACACGCACGUUCCCCAAAUAAAACCCGAACGUAUCAUUUUCCUUAACAGAAAAAAAUAAAUUAAUCAAAGCCUUGUUACAACACACCCGAUUCUCGAUUCUCUCCUGUGGCGGAGAAAGACGAGACUCUUGACAAAAAUAUAAUAUUUUUUAAAGACAGACCCGUCGGAAAGAAAGGGAAAACAACAACAAAAAUGUGCCGCUGCUGUCAAAACUGUUGGGAAGAUUUCUACUGGAAUUGCUUCGAGGAGCGUUUUUGCUACGAUGAAUCGAUCGCUAACUAUAAUCCCGAGGACGACGAGGACUACUUGGCAGCCCAAAAGAAUGGACACAUCAUCGGACGCAUACAGCCAGCCUCGUCGGACAACAAUAAUUCACUGACAGUGCCACAACCGAUUUGCGAUCAGCCCCAAAUGCGGCACGGAAACUCCGGCCUGGGCCUGAGCUUAAUGAGCGCCAAGAUCCAUGAGGAGGACUAUCGUCGGGAGACACAGAUCAACGUGCCCACCCUGGGGCCGGAGAUAUUGGCCGUGUUCGCCAAUUCGCAGAUCUUCCAGGACCAUCAGCCCACCAAGCUCAACCGGAUUAGCACUAAGACAUACCUGGCCGGGGUCCAUUCGCCGAACCGCGAGAUGCCGACAACUCCGCGUCUCAGCGACCAGGAGAGGUUGCUGCGCCGUCUGGAAGGGGAUGCCACAGAUUCGAAACCAGGUUUGACGGAGAAGCGAAUCACAUUCACCCUGGCUUCCAACUCCGCCGAGUGCUCACCCUCUGGCAGCCAAACAACCCUCAGCCCGAAAAAGUUCGAGGCUAUUGCCGAGGAGGAAAAGGAGGACGACAAGGCCGAGGAGGAUGAGGAGGCCAUGGAAGAGGUGGUACUACGUCCGCGACUCAUUGAUCGCCACCCGCAUCUGCUGCCCAACCCCAGUGGCCUGAACACCACCCCGAAGCGCAUCCUGCGAACCGCCAAGAGCGUUCCACACAUGCACGUAAGGUCGGCGGCCAGCGAAACGGACAUAUUUUCGAUCAGCGGAACUGUCGGAGGCAGCCAGAUCAGCAUGACGCCCGAGGUGCCCUCCAUAUCGUUCAGCAAUCUGCCGAAGAACUACGAGGAUACACCCACAAUCGAAAAGUACCGAGUUUCCCAGAGCCUCUACUCCAUCCAAACUGCAAACGCGGCACGGGCCACCCAAGAUGACUACUCCAUGCCGCGUUACUUCCGCCGAUCCGCCAUGCUCUUGACUCAGAGUUCGGAGGUUCUGCCUGGGGCCAGUUCCCUGGCGUCCAUGUCGCCCUCGGUAGCCUCGUCAUCCGCCUCGCCGGGAUCCUCCAAGGACGAGAUCCGUCGUCCUGAAAAGGAGAAGAGCAAGCGGCUCCAGAUGUUGCGAGGAAACCUACCGCCCCUGCUCAUCCAUUCCGUGUCCUUUAAACGUAAUCGCGAUGAGGGCAAGCAAGUGGACUAAUAAAAAAAUACAUGUACUUGUUACAAUUACCCA